Molecule: messenger RNA, 2457 nt
Organism: Pungitius pungitius (ninespine stickleback)
Lineage: Eukaryota; Metazoa; Chordata; Actinopteri; Perciformes; Gasterosteidae
Product: organic solute transporter subunit alpha-like
Exons: 8
Coding region: 193-1179 (328 amino acids)
Biological process (GO): transport
Cellular component (GO): membrane
Molecular function (GO): transporter activity
Source: RefSeq, a predicted model, not a curated record
GGUAAAGUGCACUCGGUGGUGAAUCUGCUCCUAGAAUCCUCCCGCCAGACACAGCAGACCGUUCAUCGUGUGUCAUUUGUCAACUGACGAGGUUUCGCUGAGGCGGUUUUAAACGAGGAGUUUAGAAAGCAGAGUCAGAGACCUUUCCGUUUGGACUUCAGUGAACCCUCUCAAGAGGAACAUCUGCCUGCCAUGGAGGAAACCCUCAACGGCACCAUUGAUCCGGCGUGUUUACAGGAGCCCCCGCUGGCCAUGGACGUGAUAAAGCAGCUCGAUGUGUUUGGCUUGAGUCUGUACUCCAUACUCACCCUCAUGUCCGGCAUCUCCCUGCUGCUGUACCUCGAGCAGUGCGCCUAUUUAUAUAGAAAACUGCCUAAUCCCAAGAAGACCACCCUCAUGUGGAUAAGUGGUGCAGCACCGGUUAUUUCAACCAUGGCUUGUUUCGGGAUGUGGAUCCCGAGGGCCGUCAUGUUCACCGACAUGACGUCUAACUGUUAUUUUGCAGUCGUGGUGUACAAGGUCGUGGUUCUGAUUGUCCAGGAGUUUGGGGGCACCGGUGCUUUCCUGAAGCGGUUCUCCGGUAAACCCUUCAAAGUUUCCACCGGGCCGUGCUGCUGCUGCUGCCUCUGUUUACCCCGCGUGCCCAUGUCACGGAGGUGGUUUUUCUUCCUGAAGUUGGGGGUUCUCCAGUAUGCAAUCCUGAAGACGGUGCUCUCCAUCCUCUGCAUAGUGUUGUGGACCAACGGCAACUUUGAUCUCUCAGAUCUAGAGAUCACUGGUACGGCCAUUUGGAUUAACCCAUUCAUCGGCGUUCUCACCAUCAUCUCUCUUUGGCCUGUCGCCAUUAUCUUCAUGAACACAAACAGCUUCCUGCGUGACAUUAAAAUUGUACCCAAGUAUGCGCUCUACCAGCUAAUACUUGUCCUGAGUCAGCUGCAGACAUCAAUCAUUAACAUCCUGGCCCUGGAUGGGACCAUCGCCUGUGCCCCCCCCUUCUCUUCUCAGGCUCGUGGCUCCAUGCUCAGUCAGCAGAUGAUGAUCAUGGAGAUGUUUAUCAUCACUCUGAUUAAUCAGUCUUUAUACCGUCGAACGUACGACAAACUUCCCUCUGAGGCCGAGGACAACGACAACAAGGCUGAAGUCGCCCUGCAGACUACUCACAUGGAGCAUGACGUCUAGAAAAGAAGACAGGGAUGAUAUUUGAUGAAAUUGCACUUUCUUGUUUCGUGUUCUUCUGGGUUUUUAUCCUUAUGGUUGAAAUGCACUUAUUGUAAGUCGCUUUGGAUAAAAGCGUCAGCUAAAUGACAUGUAAUGUAACAUAUGCAUCCUGCAGAAGACAAAACUUUGAGGGUUGGUUCACAAAGAUUGUUACUUUCAGUCACAAAAGCCUCCCUCAGGGGUGAGGGUUACCCCAAGUACACAAGACUGUUCUGGAAACAAAACGUUGGCUCUUGAAUUGUUUACAUUUUUUUUAAGGAAUAGAAAAAUAACAUUUUCAUUUAAUUUCACAUCCAUUUGCACAAAGUUGGAUCAUUCGUCUCAUCAAAUCUUUGCAAAAAAGCAAAUCUUUAUAUUUCCCACAGUGAUAACAUUUCUUUACGGUUUAAUAUUUCUUUAUCUUUUGGAAGCAGUAGAUAGAUUUCAGCCUGUAACUAUGAUGGAGGAGAGGAACAAAUGCUCAAUGCAGAAUUGAGAGAGUGUAACAGCAUUCUGUACAGUUAAUACACACAUGUGUGGAAAAACAAAAUAUUUAAAUCGGCCUGGAAAAUAGUUAUUACAAACACCUGUUUAAUGUUGUUAAUGUGUACGAGUGUGCGUUUGAAAGCUGUGGUCAUCCACUAAAGGUUAUUUUGGCCAAGCGAGCGGAUUACUUUGUACUAAAGUGGUCAAUAAAGAUAAACACAGGCUGCUUGUAUUAAACUAACGUUUCAAGCAAAAACUUAAUGAGACAUGACGCAUGCAGAGGGAAAUAUUUGUGCAUUUCUAAAAUUGAUUUCAGGAAAACUAAUACUGUGUUACAUCUUUGUUCUUUUUAACGCCAUAUUGUGUCUAGACGGUGUGUGGAAAACCGCCAGAUGUGUUCAAAGACUGCUGACCCACUUACUCAGACUUAUGUGGGACAGGAGACACACACUGAUGAGACAACAGCUUUAUUUCUAGUCAGACCGUAACACGUGCUGUUUCUUUAGCAACCACCAGAGGCCAUGCUUGAUCAACCCCAAACAAGUCUCACGUGGUUCAUUUAUAUGGAUUAUUUGUUUUCAGUUCAACAAAAACUUUUACAUGAUAAAACUAUACAACAAUUUUUUUUUUUUAAUCCCCUGUUUUCCAAAAGAAGGAAAACAGUUAUUAAUAAAUGGUUGUUGCAAGCAAACAGACUUACCACAGGAUGAACAUGAUUAAUAGGAAUUCAAUUUAGAAAGUAAUCUGUAUUUGGUAUUUACACAAAGAAAUUAG